This is a messenger RNA of Acanthopagrus latus (yellowfin seabream), 2407 nucleotides long. RefSeq names its product aminopeptidase like 1 (gene npepl1). The transcript has 12 exons. Gene Ontology annotation, cellular component: cytoplasm. Gene Ontology annotation, molecular function: metalloaminopeptidase activity; manganese ion binding. NCBI's taxonomy places the organism in Eukaryota, Metazoa, Chordata, Actinopteri, Spariformes, Sparidae. Gene Ontology annotation, biological process: proteolysis. The record is from RefSeq and is a predicted model, not a curated record. The coding region runs from base 159 to 1730 and encodes 523 amino acids.
UCUAUAAAGUAAACGACUAAACGGCUUUUUGCCCUCUCCCGGCUGCCGUCGCCGGUCCCGGCUGCAUGGGCUGCUCCAGUGAACGACAGCAGUCCGUCCCAUGGUCCGUCCACUUCAACGUUACAGUCAGCUAGCAGUCUCUGUAGCAAGUCACAAAAAUGGCGAACGUCGUGUUGGAGUUCAAGGCUUCUGCCGGUGACUCCGAGCCACAGAACCGCCCUGUGCUGAUUGUCGGACAGCAGGCCAUCCUGCAGCAAGUAAACUGGAGCCAAAUCAAAGGGAAACUGCAGCCAGUCGUGAGCAAAGAGACCUGGCAGGCAGCUCUUGGUGCUUUGAACCCAAACCCCACUGACAACUGCCCUCUGUACCUCAACCUUGCUACAGUGGCCGCACUCCCUUCACGGGUCAGCAGGCACAACAGCCCUUCUUCUGCCCACUUUCUGUCCCGUCUGGUCCGCUCCUGCCUGCCUGGAGGGAACAACCGCUGCAUUGUGAUGGUGUGUGAACGUUCGGAUGUGUUUGCCUCCUCCUGUGCCAUUGCCAGGGCCUUCCCCAUCUUCUCUCGCCGCUCCUCAUCCUCACGCAGGUCUGAGAAGAAGCACGUCACUGUGGAGUUUGUGAUCGUCGGGCAGGAGAACAGUCCUUUGGAUGUCUCAGAACUUAAGUGUCUCUCCAACGCUGCUGAUGGGGUGCGGCUGGCAGCUCGCAUUGUGGACACACCAUGCAAUGAGAUGAAUACAGAUCACUUCCUAGAUGAAGUCAAGGCUGUGGGAACUGAGCUUGGAAUUACUCCAGUGAUCAUUCGUGGUGAAGAACUGAAACAGAGAGGCUUUGGAGGUAUUUAUGGAGUUGGCAAGGCAGCAGAGCAUCUUCCUGCAUUAGCAGUCUUGAGCCACACACCAGAUGGUGCAACUCAAACCAUUGCAUGGGUGGGCAAGGGCAUCGUGUAUGACACUGGAGGACUCAGCAUCAAGGGAAAGACCACAAUGCCAGGGAUGAAGAGGGACUGUGGUGGAGCUGCUGCCAUUUUGGGAGCUUUCAAAGCAACCAUUAAACAGGGCUUUAAGGAUAACCUCCAUGCAGUGUUUUGCCUCGCAGAGAAUGCAGUCGGGCCCACAGCCACACGACCUGAUGAUAUCCACACUCUCUACUCUGGAAAGACAGUGGAGAUCAACAACACUGAUGCAGAGGGCAGGCUGGUGCUGGCUGAUGGAGUUGUGUAUGCCAGCAAAGAUCUGUCAGCUGAUAUAAUUCUGGACAUGGCCACACUGACUGGAGCACAGGGGAUCUCCACAGGGAAGUACCAUGCAGCUGUGAUGACCAACAGCGAGCAGUGGGAGGUCGCAUGUGUGCGCGCUGGCCGAAGCAGCGGAGAUCUUGCUCAUCCUCUGGUCUUCUGCCCGGAGCUGCACUUCAGCGAGUUCACCUCUGCUAUGGCUGACAUGAAGAACUCUGUGGCAGACCGGGAGAAUGCCCAGAGCUCCUGUGCUGGCCUCUUUAUUGGUUCCCACUUGGGCUUUGAUUGGCCUGGUGUUUGGGUCCAUGUUGAUAUCGCCUCUCCUGUUCAUGCUGGGGAGCGUGCCACUGGUUUUGGUGUUGCUUUGCUAAUGGCCCUGUUCGGUCAGGCAUCAGAUGACUCCUUGCUGAACAAAGUGUCUCCUCUGGGUGCUGCCACCAACACGUCUGAAGACCAGAUGGAGCGUGACUGCAAGAGGCGAAGGCUGGUGUAGAACAUCUCUAACGGUUCACUCCCCAACCGAACCGCUGCCACACACCACCACCUAAACUGUUGAAGCAAGAGCUUGUCCAGUUAGUUUAAACAUUUUUAAACUGUGAUUCAACUUCCUGUAUUUUGAUUGAAUUUGACUUCAGUGAAUAAAAAAGAUAAAUAUUGACAAAUCAGGUGUUAUACAUGAUUAUGAUGAAGCACAGCCCUCUUUAUCCUCAUGACUUAGCACUUCCUGCACUGAUCACCUCAGUUGCUUUACCUCAUAAAACAUAAACUUUUUUUUUUUUUCCCAAAAAUGUCCACAUCAUCAGUAGGCUUUGUUGUAUUCUGCAAAACCAGGUCAUUGCCAUACAUGUUGUCUUCAACUUUGUGAUAAUACUGGAUCACUUAAGCUAGUUUAUUUUACAGUAACCACUGCACUUUGUAUUCACCCCCUGUACAGUUGACUGUGUGAUCUCUGGACUAAACUGUGGAUCGAGAGCUUACAGCAGUGUUCAACAGUUUCACAGUGGUGUCAGAUGAGUAUUGUGACAGUUGAUGUUACAUAUGCUUUGUCAGCACAAAACACAUACAGGAUGUCAACUUCUAAUUUUAAGUGUUGGACAGAUUCAAACGCUAGUGUGAUGUUUGUCCACUCUUGUGACAAUCAAGUCGUUCAAUAAAGGCGGUGCCAUCUGA